Molecule: messenger RNA, 405 nt
Organism: Aegilops tauschii subsp. strangulata
Lineage: Eukaryota; Viridiplantae; Streptophyta; Magnoliopsida; Poales; Poaceae
Source: RefSeq, a predicted model, not a curated record
AUGCUGCCGCUGCUGCUUGCGUGCUGCUGCUGCCGGGUACUGCCGUCGCUUGCCGCCGCUGCUCGUCAUACGGCCGUCGCCGCCGCUGUGCUGCUAGGCCCUGCCGCUAGUGCUGCUGUCGGCCACCUGCGCCGCUGGCCGCCCCAACCCGCGCCGCGCGCCAUGGCCGUGCUGGUCGCGCCUGCCGCGGCUCGCCCGCGACCACCUGCCGGCCCGCACUCCGCCCCCCGCUGCUCCCCGCCCUCGCCGCCGGCCUUCCCUGCUCAUCCUCCGUGUGCCCCGUGCCGCGCCGUCAGGGCCGCGCCCUGCUUCUCCCUCGGCGCGCUACGGGCUGGCCGUCGCCGGCGCUCCUCUGGAGCGACCGUGCGUGCUAGCCCAGCUGGCCCUCCACCCUGUUUCAGUUAG